This is a messenger RNA of Cannabis sativa, 738 nucleotides long. RefSeq lists its product as uncharacterized. The transcript is spliced from 2 exons. Gene Ontology annotation, molecular function: RNA-DNA hybrid ribonuclease activity; nucleic acid binding. The record is from RefSeq and is a predicted model, not a curated record. The coding region runs from base 1 to 738 and encodes 245 amino acids. Lineage: Eukaryota; Viridiplantae; Streptophyta; Magnoliopsida; Rosales; Cannabaceae.
AUGAAAGGUGAAUGGGGUAUUCAGUUGGAGUCUGACUUGUGGAAGGUUCUCUCGAAAGUUAAAGUCCCCCCAAGGUCGGGUGUGGGGUUACAGUUUUCUGCAGAAUCUACCUUUGUCGAUUGGUUUAAGGCAUUUCUGUCAGGGGGUCGAGUGGCUUUGGUGGAUGAGCUCUUGAUGGUCGCAUGGGGUAUUUGGAAAGCUCGAAACGAGCUUCUUUGGCCGGAUCGCCCUUCUCAGGCUGCGGAUGUGGUUCGAGUGGCAAGGUCGUGUCAUUCUAGUUGGCUGUUGGCUCAAGAGAACAGGUUUGAACUGCUGUUGUUUGAUGCUACUGUUGUUGGUAGCAGUGUUUGUUGGGAAAAGCCGCCUGUUGGGAAGUUGAAGAUCAACACGGAUGGGGCAAUUUUUGAGGCAACAACUCAAUAUGGUACGGGCAUGGUCAUUAGGGAUUGUCAUGGAAAGUUAAUCGAAGCUAGUGCCUCUUUGCAUUCCGGGGCUUGUCAGCCGGCUGUGGCUGAAGUAUUGAGCGUCAAGGAGGCCCUUAGUUGGUUGAAGUCGAAGAAUUUGUCCAAUGUGCUAGUUGAGACAGAUUGUAUUGCUGUUGUUCAAGCUCUUAAUAGCUCGGUUGCUCUUCCAUCAGUUUUUGGUUUGUUUGUUCAGGAGUGUCAAUUGAUUCUUUCUUCUAUACAUAAUGUUUCUAUUUGUCAUGUUAAACGAUCUGCUAACAAAGUCGCACAUUGA